GAUCCUAAUGACCCAAUCUGUCAUCGGGUCAUCACCACCUUGCCAGCCUUAUGGCACCAUCCAUGGCAGUUACGUGACCUUCCAUCGCCUAUGCAGGCUAGGUACUGUGCCGGCGGCACGCCUCGCGACGGGUGAUGCGUGCACUGCAAAACCUGCAAAGUCCUGCGGAGUUGCAAACAGCAAAUUUAUGCCGACUCUCAUACGCAAGCCCUGCUGGCCGAUGUAUGUACUGGCGCUGCUGCCAAUUGCCGAAUGCGGCAAGGGAGACUCUGUCCGUCAUGUCUCCCAUGCAUCUGUGAAUGUGCACUGGCCGUAAAACUAUCGGAACUUCCGAGUCGCAUCCGUGUCGCACACACCAAUUCAACAGAAUAUCAUUAUGAAACUCAGAAGGCUGUUCCACUCACAACUGGCCCGCAUGUG
Messenger RNA from Tilletiaria anomala UBC 951, 420 nucleotides. RefSeq lists its product as uncharacterized. The transcript has a single exon. Lineage: Eukaryota; Fungi; Basidiomycota; Exobasidiomycetes; Georgefischeriales; Tilletiariaceae. Bases 8 to 316 code for a protein of 102 amino acids. The record is from RefSeq and is a predicted model, not a curated record.